Messenger RNA from Populus nigra (black poplar), 918 nucleotides. RefSeq lists its product as uncharacterized. Bases 120 to 758 code for a protein of 212 amino acids. NCBI's taxonomy places the organism in Eukaryota, Viridiplantae, Streptophyta, Magnoliopsida, Malpighiales, Salicaceae. The transcript has 5 exons. The record is from RefSeq and is a predicted model, not a curated record.
CUGAUUCAUUGAAUGGACAGUUAAAAAGCCUUAAAACCCAACCCAACUCAACCAACACAGGUAUAUAAAUACUCCCUAACACAAAAUAGUUCUCUGUAAUCUUUAAAAAAGGAAAAAAAAUGGUGUGCAGGAGUGUGUUGCGUUCCGUUUUGACAACAGAAGCAUGGAUGAUGAUGAUGAUGAUACCACCUCUCCAUCCAAACCGAGCCAUCAUCUAUUCUUUCUCACCAGCAAGAACCGUUGGAUUUUCAAGCAGUAAAACAACAAGCAUUAGGGCUCCAGAGUCUCAUUACUUUGGAAGAACAAAACCAGCUCUUGUUAAUUGUUUCAGCUCUUAUAACAAUGAAGGCGACGAGGAUCAAGAACCCCCUCAAGAAGCUGUGCUUAAAGCUAUUUCUGAGGUGUCAAAGACACAAGCGAGGGUUGGACAAACCACAAAUGUUGUUAUUGGCGGUACGGUAGCAGAUGAUUCCACUGAUGAAUGGCUUGCUUUGGAUAAGAAGGUAAACUCGUAUCCAACAGUUAGAGGAUUUACUGCAAUUGGUACAGGAGGUGAUGAUUUUGUGCGAGCUAUGGUUAUUGCUGUUGAAUCUGCAAUUCAACAACCAAUCCCUGAGGGUCAAGUGAGGCAGAAAGUAUCUUCGAGGGGCAAAUAUGUGUCAGUCAACAUUGGUCCUGUUCAAGUUGUAUCUAGCGAGCAGGUUCAAGCUGUAUACAACGCCAUGAGAAGAGAUGAUCGCAUGAAGUACUUUUUGUAGUAUGAAACUCUUAUUUUUUGUAGAAUGCUGAUAUGUGAGGCCAAACGUUUGACUCUCUUUAGAUUUCCAGUCUUCAUCUCCCAGUUAUGUUCACUCAAAAAUGCAGCUGUUAUUAGUUAAGAAAUCAUGAUUCAAUAUGAUCUCCUCAUUAUUUCUCUGA